Messenger RNA from Coccinella septempunctata (seven-spotted ladybird), 3043 nucleotides. It is a transcript of the gene Mcm2, whose product is annotated as DNA replication licensing factor Mcm2. Gene Ontology annotation, molecular function: ATP hydrolysis activity; 3'-5' DNA helicase activity; single-stranded DNA binding. Gene Ontology annotation, cellular component: MCM complex; nucleus. The record is from RefSeq and is a predicted model, not a curated record. Gene Ontology annotation, biological process: double-strand break repair via break-induced replication; DNA replication; mitotic DNA replication initiation. The transcript has 12 exons. Lineage: Eukaryota; Metazoa; Arthropoda; Insecta; Coleoptera; Coccinellidae. The coding region runs from base 201 to 2840 and encodes 879 amino acids.
AUGAGUUUAGUCAAAUCCGAUUUCCCGCUCAAAUACGGAAUAGACAAAUUGUUGGUGUAGAAGUUGUAAAUCCCUCAAGUUUUUGUAUAAAAUAUAAAAAAGGGUUUUAUUGUAUAUAUGCGUUAUAGAAUUAUAGUAUAAUUUUCAUAUUAUAUACAAUAUAUUCAUCGACUCUAUUUUAAUUUAUUGGAAAUUUGAUCAUGUCGCAAAGUCCUGAAAUGAAUUCCCCCUCAGAAAAUCCCCAAUCAGUACGUUCAAAUAUGUCUUCACCAGCUCAGGAUUUGCCUCCAUUUGAAGAUGAGGCUGAGUUAUUUGGGAAUAUGGACCAGGAUAUGUUGGAUGAGGACGAUGGGGAAGAUCUCUUUGGGGAUAAUAUGGAAAAUGAUUAUCGUCCUUUGCCACAUCUGGAUCAUUAUGAUAGGCGUAUUUUGGAUGAAGACGAUUAUGAAAAUAUGUCCAUAUCUGAUCGUCUAGCUGCUGAGGAGGAACUUCGCAGAAGGGACCGAGAAAUGGGAAUUCUUCGUAGAGACGACAGAGAAUUAUUCUAUGAUGAGAGCGAUGAAGAUGAGGAUCCUCGUAGAAAAAGAAGAAUGGCAGAGAAAGCUGUAGAUGAUAAUGAUACAGAAAUGAUUGAGUCUAUUGAAAAUCUUGAGGAUACCAAAGGAUAUAGCAUCAAAGAGUGGGUUGUUAUGGUCGGUCCACGAACUGAAAUUGCAAAUAGAUUUAAAAAUUUCCUUAGAACCUUUGUUAAUUCUAAAGGGCAGUAUGUAUUCAAAGAGAAAAUAAGAAGAAUGUGUGAAAACAAUCAGUGUAGUUUCACUAUAGAAUUCUCCCAUUUGGCACAUAAAGAGCAUGUUCUCGCGUAUUUCCUCCCAGAGGCACCUUUCCAGAUGCUGGAAAUAUUUGAUGAAGUAGCUAAAGAAAUAGUUCUUUCUAUGUAUCCGAGUUAUGAUCGUGUAACUAAAGAAAUUCAUGUGAGGAUCUCUGAUUUGCCCUUAAUUGAGGAAAUAAGAACUUUCAGGAAACUUCAUAUCAAUCAACUCGUGAGAACAAUUGGUGUAGUGACAGCCACAACAGGAGUAUUACCGCAACUCUCAGUAGUACAGUUUGAUUGUAACAAAUGUGGUUUUGUACUAGGUCCUUUCGUCCAAUCUCAGCAGAGUGAGGUUACCCCAGGGGCUUGUCCAGAAUGUCACAGUACAGGGCCGUUUACUGUAAACAUGGAGCAAACUGUGUACAGAAACUACCAAAAAAUUACUUUACAAGAGUCACCUGGUAGGAUACCAGCUGGAAGAGUUCCUCGAUCUAAAGAUUGUAUUCUAUUAGCCGAUUUAUGUGAUAGAUGUAAACCCGGUGAUGAAGUCGAUAUUACUGGAAUAUAUACAAAUAGUUUCGAUAAUUCGUUGAACACAGACAACGGAUUUCCAGUAUUUUCUACCGUCGUUUUUGCUAAUCAUUUGGUUGUUAAAGACUGCAAGCAAAUCGUUCAGUCUUUGACUGAUGACGAUGUCAAUGCCAUUAUCAAAAUGAGUAAAGAUCACAGAAUUGCUGAUAGAAUUGUUGCGUCCAUAGCGCCCUCUAUCUUCGGACACGAUUAUAUCAAGAGGGCGCUUGCGCUUUCCUUAUUUGGUGGGGAGAGAAAAAAUCCAGGAGAAAAACACAAGCUUAGGGGGGAUAUAAAUGUUCUCAUAUGUGGCGAUCCUGGUACUGCUAAAUCGCAGUUUUUAAAAUUUGCUGAGAAGAUUGCACCGAGGGCUGUAUUCACCACAGGACAAGGUGCCAGCGCGGUUGGUUUGACAGCUUAUGUCCGUAAAAAUCUGGCCAGCAAAGAAUGGACUCUGGAAGCUGGAGCUUUAGUUCUUGCCGAUCAAGGAAUAUGCUUGAUAGAUGAAUUUGAUAAGAUGAAUGAUCAGGAUCGGACAUCUAUUCAUGAAGCCAUGGAACAGCAAUCUAUUUCCAUAAGUAAGGCCGGUAUAGUCACGAGUUUACAGGCAAGGUGUUCAGUUAUAGCAGCGGCCAAUCCUACAGGAGGUCGAUAUGAUCCUAGUAUGACAUUUUCUGAAAACGUUAACUUGUCCGAUCCCAUCCUUUCCCGAUUUGAUAUUUUAUGUGUCGUUAGGGAUGAAGUCGAUCCUAUUCAAGAUCAACAUCUUGCAAGAUUUGUAGUUAACUCUCACAUCAAGCAUCACCCAUCGAAAAAAGGUGAAGUUAUCGACAUCCCACAAGAGGAAGAUGACCUGACCAUUCCACAAGAAAUGUUGAAAAAAUACAUAGUAUAUUCCAAAGAGAACGUUCAUCCGAAAUUACAGAAAAUCGAUACUGAAAAAUUGGCCACUAUUUACACUCAGUUGAGGCAAGAAUCUAUGGCAACAGGUAGUUUGCCCAUCACUGCCCGUCACAUUGAAAGUAUGAUUCGUAUGUCUGAAGCACAUGCCAGAAUGCAUCUCAGAGACUAUGUCCAAGAAGAUGAUCUCAAUAUGGCUGUGAGAAUGAUGUUAGAGAGCUUUAUUGAAACUCAGAAAUAUAGUGUCAUGAAAUCCAUGAAACAAGUAUUCCAAAGAUUCCUCAUGUUCAAGAAAGAUCAUAGUGAAUUGCUUUUCUACAUUUUGAGGCAAUUAGCGCAUGAUCAGUUGACUUUCAUCGAGGCAACUAAUGAAUCAGAAGCUCUGGUUAUAGAGAUAAAUGAAAGAGAUCUCAUGGACAAAGCUAAACAAAUUGGUAUCCAUGACCUGAAACCAUUUUACAAGAGUACCAUAUUCGAAAACAAUCACUUUGUGUAUGACGCUUCUAGAAAAGUCAUUAUUCAUACAAUACCAGAGACAACAACAGUUGAAGAAUAGAAAUAUGGUUAAGACACUUCUGUACAGUUUUUUUUUCAUACAGAAUAUUUUGCAAAAUGUUUGUGCACUUAGUGUUCCAGUGACUAGUAUAUAUUAAGAUCUGUUUUCGAAGUUAGGUUAGGUUUUAUAUGAAACUACUAUUUAUUUGUAGUUUUUAUAAAUUGUUUUGUUCUUUUUAUACACAAUAAAAAAAUUAUUUCGUA